CAACAUUAUAUUGCAUCUGUCGCACACUCACACACACAGACACACUCCGCCGUCGCGACUGCAGUCGGGAGCUUUUGAAAAUUUCUCAGUAUAUAUACAAAAAGAAGGAAAUAAUACGUCGCGACAUGAGUGCGACGUCAACGUAAUAUAUCAGCGCGUGCUCGCGCGCGUUAUGAUCGCGACUGGGUGAUACACGGCCAAGGGCAGUGUCGCGAUCGUCCCCCGAGUGAAAUUAUACACAUCAAAACGCGCUGCCAAACUGCUGCUGCGAGCUUGAGGUUAACGCGCAGAGUGAAUUUUAUGAUCAUGAAGCGAACGUCGUCGUGCUGCGAGGCAUUUCUCCGCUUUUUAUCGUGAAGAGACGAUCGCCGCGAUUGACAUGUGACCGAGCGACGAUCUUCGAUAAGCUCGUUUGACAGGCAGCAUUGAUACGUUGAUGCAGCAGCCCUGACUUAAAUCUUACAAGAAUGGCACUUAAUAAACUUAUUCACAGAUAUCAAAAGAAACUAGGCACUUAUGAUAAACAAGAAUGGGAAAAAACAGUAGAACAGAAGAUAUUUUUAGGAUUGAAACAUGUUCCUAUGAGAGCUGCAAAACUCAAAACAGAAUUCAUUGAUGUAGAUCUUGUCAGAGGUUCUUCAUUUCCAAAAGCUAAGCCUAAACAUGGAUUAGUAACUGUUGCUUACCUUGCAAUUCAAAGGCUGUUAUUUUUACCAUUUACUGCUGACUGGUGGAUUCAGCAGACCAGUUCGAGCAUUUAUUUUUUCUUUUUACUUCUUUAUUUUCUACAAGUGUUUAAUUUAUAUUUAUACUUUUACCAUUAUCCUAAGGACAACAAAUCUGAUAUUGUUUCCAUGUCAGAGGUAUUGGUUCCUGCAGUUAUGAUGAUUACAUUAUCAAUGAUUCAUUCACAAAUUGUAUCAACUAAUUCAGGUGCAAAAAUUAUAAACAAAUAUGAUAAAAAGCAAGUAAGAAAAAUAAGACAUGGAAGAUCUCGCCUUAAUAAGAAUAGAGGGAAAAAAAAUAGUAGUGAAAAUGAAAACUCAAGAAAUUUUAAUGAUUGGAAUUCUGAUGAUAAUAAAUCAAUAAAUUCAUCAGCAACAGUUAAAUUAGUCAAAAAAGUUGUGAUCAAAACUUCUGCAAUAUCUUGUUCACCAAAAAUAACAUCAGGAAUCUCAAAUUCCGUAAUGAACCAUAGCAAUCAAGUUAAUACAUCAUCUAAUUCAUCAAUAAAAUCGGAAAAGUUAAUUGUUGAAGAUCAAAUAGAUACUAAUAAUGAAGAACAUCAUGAAGAUGAUGGAUUUGAAAGUUUAAACGGAAAUGCAUCAAGUGACAAUGAUAGAGAAACCUCAUGUGUUCGAGGUGAAGAAAAUUUAUUAAAUUUAUCAAAUGAAAAAGAUAACUCAUCCAUAAGAAGGCGUCCUAGAGAUUUGAUUGUAUUUGAUGACAAUAGCACAGUUUUAGAAAAUAAAUGUAUGGAUUACAAUAAAUCGAGUACAAAUGAGAAAGAGGAUAAUUACAAAGAGUUAUCUACAGAAACUUCUUCUACAGAAAUUAAGGAAUUAUUCAAAGAAAUUUUGACAGUGAAAGAAAAUCAAAGCAUUGAUGAUGAAGAAUAUGAUACUUCAAGCAGUAAGCAGCCAUCCAUUCAUAGUUUCACAGGUAAUGAAAAAAAAUAUGAAAGUGAAGAAGAAGGUGAUUGCGAUGAAACAAUAACAAAUGAUCUUAUAGAAGGAACAUCAUCUGCAGCAGAAUGGUUAGGAGUAACAACAAAUAGUGACGAUUGCAGUUAUAGUUCGGAAUUCGAAGAGUCUGAUCACGCUUCAGGAGAUGAAACAAUAAAAUGCGGAGAAUUUAUUGAUUCACCAUUUUCAUACGAAUUCGAAUUGCCGCCGACGCAAAUUUUAAGCUCAAAUUGUGCUUUAUCUGACAAAGUUUCUUGCACAAUUUGGACCUACAGGGAUGUGAAGAAAGCGGAACUCUCAGUACUAGAUAUUAGUUCAACAAUAAUCGCAAGAGUUGAGUCAAUGCCUGAAAGUAUGGAUUAUUUUUAUAUAGGGUUAUUUCUUUCAAUUAUACUUUCACUUGUACCAUCAUUAAUACGUGUAAGUGAUUAUUGUGGAAUGGAAAUAGUUAGUAGUACCAAUACUUCGUUAUUGGCGACUGAGUUUUCUCUAGUAAACCCCAAGGCAAUAACUGAGAUAAUUUUUAAAUUCAUCAGAAUCGCAUUCGGCUCAUCGCCAUGGAUUCGAUCAGUGAUUCUAUUAUCUGCAAUGGAGAGAUUUUUCUUGGCAUUUUUACUUUUCUUUUUACUUGCUGUCGCUGAACGUACGUUCAAACAAAGAUUGCUCUAUGCAAAACUCUUUUCGCAUUUGACAUCUUCUAGACGGGCGCGAAAAUCGGAAUUGCCUCAUUUUCGAUUAAAUAAAGUACGGAAUAUUAAAACUUGGCUGAGUGUGAGAUCAUAUUUGAAGCGAAGAGGUCCACAAAGGUCCGUGGAUGUGAUAAUUUCGUCCGUAUUCGUGAUGACGUUGGCUCUGUUAUCAUACGUAUCUUUGGAAUUGAUAAAAGAUAUUGACAACUUGCACUCUCAUUACAACAUAGAAGCUUUGAUGUGGAGUUUUGCUUUGGGUCUUUUUAUAUUAAGAUUUAUGACGUUGGGAACGAAAAUAAAUAACAAAUAUAGAAAUUUGUCCAUUUUAAUUACAGAACAAAUUAAUCUUUAUCUACAAAUUGAACAAAAGCCACAUAAAAAAGAAGAGCUUACAGUGGCCAACAAUGUUUUAAAGUUAGCAGCAGAUUUAAUAAAGGAACUUGAAAGCCCGUUCAAAAUUUCUGGCCUUUCAGCGAAUCCAUAUCUGUACACUAUUACUAAAGUUGUACUUUUAUCUGCACUAUCUGGGGUUCUUUCUGAAUUAUUAGGAUUUAAACUAAAGUUACACAAAAUUAAAAUUAAGUAAAUUCUUGUUUACGUUUGUCAAAACCUUUUCGAAAAUAUUGUGAUUAAUAUUGAUAGACAUAUUCAUAGAAAUUGAAAAUUUUAUAUCUAUCAUACAGUUAUAUUUGAUAUACAAAUUAAUUUUAUCCAAAGUUUAUAUUGUGAAAAUAUGUAUUCUGUUAUUUCUGUUUUUUUUUUUCGUAAAUAUUUUAGCGUUUGUAUUUCAAGAAGAUUUAGGUUUUGGAUUGAAUGGUCGAAAAUGGUACAUUAACUUAUCUUCAUCUCAUGUUGGGGUUUUCUGGGCUAAUUGAAAAAAUAUUUUAAACUUUGAUCUAGUGCGAAAGUUGUGAUUAUGUUGAAGACUUAUUUUUAUAUAUUGACUAGGGGGGCGAGCCCCCCUGCGCGCUUCGCGCGCCAACCCCCCUCGUUUACGAUUUCAUAUCAUUAUAUGUUUAAUUGUAUGAGUAUAUGUUUAAUAUUACGUUUACUUAUAUUAUAAUAUGUUAUAAUUAAGAAAUGUUUCGAUUUAAACGUCAUAAAUGUGAUAAUUAUGUAUUUGUUUGUGUUUCCACACCACCUUUGAGGUAACAAACUCGGCGCGUUUUUUUUUAAGUGGUAUCCCCAGUAGGCCUAAUCCACACGGUUUUCUGAAAUUAUAUGGUUGAUUAAAUUGGAUAAGGAAAAGUAAUACAAAUAAAUUUAGAAAAAAAAAUA
Molecule: messenger RNA, 3652 nt
Organism: Trichogramma pretiosum
Lineage: Eukaryota; Metazoa; Arthropoda; Insecta; Hymenoptera; Trichogrammatidae
Gene: phtf
Product: putative homeodomain transcription factor
Exons: 16
Coding region: 468-2960 (830 amino acids)
Cellular component (GO): endoplasmic reticulum
Source: RefSeq, a predicted model, not a curated record